GCGCGGGCGCCUGCUGAGUGAAAGCCCACUGCUCUCAUUGGCUCCCAGCUGAGAUCUGGCCACUCCCCCUCUCUCCUAGAGCAGCCCAACCCAGGGUGCCAGCCCACUCAGUGGCCCUUAUGAGGUGGUGACCACUCCGACCAGCAGGGCUGGAAAAUGAUACCAGUCAACCCCGAGCCGGAGGUGGAGCCCGCAGUCGCUGCCGCGAGAUGGAGGAGCCCACGCCCGAGCCCGUCUACGUCGAUGUGGACAAAGGACUGACCUUGGCCUGCUUCGUCUUCCUCUGCCUCUUCCUCGUCGUGAUGAUCAUUCGCUGCGCCAGGGUCAUCAUGGACCCUUACAGCGCCAUCCCCACAUCCACCUGGGAGGAGCAGCACCUGGAUGACUGAGACGCGGGGACAGCAGGGCGGGGACCCCGGCACGCUCUGGGCAGG
Messenger RNA from Diceros bicornis minor, 434 nucleotides. It is a transcript of the gene CTXND1, whose product is annotated as cortexin domain containing 1. The transcript has 2 exons. The record is from RefSeq and is a predicted model, not a curated record. Lineage: Eukaryota; Metazoa; Chordata; Mammalia; Perissodactyla; Rhinocerotidae. Bases 210 to 389 code for a protein of 59 amino acids.